This is a messenger RNA of Exophiala bonariae, 975 nucleotides long. RefSeq lists its product as uncharacterized. Bases 1 to 975 code for a protein of 324 amino acids. Gene Ontology annotation, biological process: carbohydrate metabolic process. The record is from RefSeq and is a predicted model, not a curated record. The transcript has 2 exons. Gene Ontology annotation, cellular component: extracellular region. Lineage: Eukaryota; Fungi; Ascomycota; Eurotiomycetes; Chaetothyriales; Herpotrichiellaceae. Gene Ontology annotation, molecular function: cellulose binding.
AUGAAGGCCUUCGGUAUCAUCGCUUUUGCAGCUGCAGCGGCUGCCCAUGCCACAAUUCAGGCAGCUUGGAUCAAUGGAGUUGAUCAAGGAUUAGGCAACAGUGCUUCGGGAUAUAUUCGUUCGCCCCCCAAUAACUCGCCUCUCGUUGAUGUCAAGUCGAAGGACAUGACUUGCAAUGUGAACAACGCUGCCACAGCCAAGACGCUAUCAGUCAAAGCUGGCGACAAGUUUGAGUUCGAAUGGCACCAUGUGAGCCGGAGUGCCGGCGAUCAAAUCAUCGAUCCUUCCCACAGAGGUCCUGUCCUGGUGUACAUCGCACCCACCGAUAAGGGAUCAGCCGGUAACGGCUGGGUCAAGCUCGCAGAGGAUGGAUUCGACGGACAAUGGGGCGUUGAGAGACUUAGGGCCAAUGGAGGUAGACACUCCGUUGUUAUCCCAGACCUUGUCCCUGGCGAAUACCUCCUCCGUGGUGAGAUCAUCGCCCUUCAUGAGGGUGAUCGUCUCAAUGGGGCACAAUUCUACAUGGAAUGUGUUCAGGUCAAAAUCACCUCGUCUGGAACUACAACUCUUCCAGCUGGUGUCUCGAUUCCCGGAACAUAUUCUGCCACUGACCCUGGUAUCUUGUUCGACCUCUACAAUGGUGUCAAGCCAUAUCCAAUUCCUGGACCCGCUGUCUGGGAUGGUGCAUCAUCUGGCCCGGCGCCCACAUCCCCAGCACCAACAACCACGGCUCUUGCGUCGACCACUGCUGUGCCAACUACUUUCCAGACCGUGGUGAAACCCACCACUAGCAACGUAGCACCACCUCCAGCGACCACCACUCCACCAACUCAAGGUGGCAGCGGCUCAGUGGCUGUCUGGCAGCAAUGUGGCGGUAUCAAUUACAGCGGCCCCACGGGCUGCCAGUCGGGCCUCAUCUGCCAGCAGUGGAACCCAUAUUACUUCCAGUGUAUCAGCCCUGAUAUCAGCACUUGA